Messenger RNA from Hyla sarda, 1921 nucleotides. RefSeq names its product glutamyl-tRNA synthetase 2, mitochondrial (gene EARS2). The transcript has 9 exons. The coding region runs from base 243 to 1766 and encodes 507 amino acids. NCBI's taxonomy places the organism in Eukaryota, Metazoa, Chordata, Amphibia, Anura, Hylidae. Gene Ontology annotation, molecular function: glutamate-tRNA ligase activity; zinc ion binding; tRNA binding. The record is from RefSeq and is a predicted model, not a curated record. Gene Ontology annotation, biological process: glutamyl-tRNA aminoacylation.
UCUCGAUAGUAGUAAGGAACCAAGAUUGCAGACAUGAAAGGAAUCGCAGACAUCCAAGUCCGCAUUAUGAAAGACAGGCUCAGCACCCAAUGGUGUGUCACAACCAUGUAGCUAGCAGACCAACGUGGCACUCUUAGAAAGGGGAACAGAGUGCUGUAGUUGCCGUGAAAAGCCAUGGAACCUGUAGAAAACGCCCACACCCCAUUUCCUAAUGGUGCCCAACACUAGGACUGCUGUCACAGAUGAAAAAGAUGAAGGAAAUAUGUGGGGCAGGAAACCUGCAGAGUCUGAAUGGUAUAACAGGUUCAAUGAACCCACAGAGACACUUCGUGGAACUUCACAUGGAAAGUUUCCUUCACCUCGGUGGUCUGCGCACUGCACUCUACAAUUACCUUUUUGCCAAGAAACAUGGAGGAAAUUUUAUUCUGCGCCUUGAAGACACAGACAGGAGCCGAUUGGUUCCAGGAGCGGCAGACGGUAUAGAAGACAUGUUGGAGUGGGCCGGGAUCCCACCUGACGAGAGUCCUCGGCGAGGAGGUCUGUUUGGACCCUAUGAACAGUCACAACGUCUGAGUUUGUAUCAUGAGGCGGUUCAGGCUUUGCUGGAAAGCGGAUCAGCGUACCGUUGUUUUUGUACUCCGCAGAGGCUGGAACUGAUCAAAAAAGAAGCCCUGAGGAGGAGACAGACCCCUCGUUAUGACAACCGCUGCAGACAUCUUACCUCAGCUCAAGUGCAGGAAAAACUGGCACAGAAUUUGCCUUUUGUAGUGCGGUUCCAGUUACCAAGUGGCGCUCAUUCCUUCCAGGACUUAGUUUUUGGCUGGACGCAUCAUGAUGUGGCAAGUGUGGAAGGAGACCCAGUGAUCCUGAAGGGGGAUGGCUUUCCCACUUACCACUUGGCAAAUGUGGUGGAUGACUAUAAAAUGGCUGUGAGUCAUGUCCUGAGGGGUGAAGAGUGGCUGAUCUCUACCACCAAACAUCUACUCCUGUACCGUGCCUUGGGCUGGCGGCCUCCAGCGUAUGCCCACCUCCCACUCCUGCUCAACAAAGAUGGCAGCAAACUGUCAAAACGACAGGGGGAUAUAUUUAUCCAACACUUUGUCCAGAGAGGAUACCUGCCUGACGCCAUGCUGGACAUUAUUACUAACUGCGGAUCUGGAUUCACUGGAAAUCAGAUCGGACGGACUCUCCCUGAACUAAUUGAGCAAUACAACCUGCAAAGCGUCAGCACUCACUCUGCUCUCCUGGAUCUGGAUAAACUUCCAGAAUUCAGCAGGGUUCACCUCAGCAGGUGGAUUGAGGGAGCAGACAUGCGGGCACAGUUGGUGGCACGUCUGCAAACACUACUGCGAGAGAAGUACAAGGAUGCGACGUUUGAUAGAGAGUAUAUUGAGAGGAUACUUGUGCUGAGGAAGGGACAUUUGAUCUUGCUGACAGAUCUGCUGUCUCCAGAUUACUCGUAUCUGUGGGUCCGGCCCUCGGUGCAACAGGAAGAUCUGCAUCGCCUGUCAAGUGAAGCAAGCGAAAUCGGGAGCCUUGUUGUGCAGAUUCUUCAUAAAAGCCGCCAUGACACCAGCCUGGAGCUGCUAAGUAGAGAACUGAAGAGCCACCUGCAGCAGCUAAAAGCUACAAAAUACAGCACAUCUAUGCAGCUUCUCCGCCUGGUGCUCAGUGGGAUCAAGAAGGGGCCGAGUGUGGCGGAGAUGAUGUUGUCAUUAGGAGUUGAGGAGUCCAUUAUACGUGUGCAGAAGGCUCUGUGCAGCUGACACCCUCCAUCCUGUAUACAAUGUAUUGAAUUAUUCCACAACAUGUAGACCCGCAACCCCUCGAGCAUCACAGACCAGUGACCAGAACAGUUUGUACAUAUGGGACUUUUUUAUUUGACUGUUAUUGUUUUUGUAAAAAUACAAAUAUAAGCACU